UUUUAAGUAUGUUAUUUAUUUCUUUUACCUUUUCCCCAUAGUUUUAGCACAUAUGUCUACUUCAUCUAUUUAUAAAACAAGCACAUCUAAUUUUUAAAUCAAAAUUGCUAUGUUUCCUUUUGUUUUGGAUGUGUAUAACCAUUCACAGGUGUACAAUAUGUAAGUAAAAGCAAAGUUUGAUCCACAAAAGGCAGACGUUGGGUUCGCCCCACUGGAUACAAUCCAGUCCACCACCACUACGAGGAGAACACCUUAACCUUGAGAGACAGUAACCCUGCCCACCCUAGAAAUGUGGACACAACCUCCAGAGCCUGCAGCUGAGAGGACAGAACCAAACUCCUCAAGUUACUUCCUGACCUCCAUACAUAUGCUGCAGUGCAGAAAUACAAGCAUGCACAAUAAAUAAAUGUAAGCUUUUUAAAAAUCAAUUUUCGGGCCACUGAGAUAACUCUUCGAGUAAAACCACUUCCUACUAAAUCUGACCUCCUAGGUUCUAUUCCUGCAACCCACAUAAUGGAAGGACAGAACCAAUUCCUGAAAGCUUUCCUCUGACUUCACACGUACGUACACUGUGCUAUGAAAGUCUGUGUGUGCACGCAGACGCACGCGCACAUGCACUCACACUAAAUCAAAUAAAAAGCAUUUAAUUAACUUUUUUGGUUUGCUUGUUUUGCAAGACAUGGUUUCUCUGUGCAGCCCUGGAUGUCCCGGAACUCACCCUGUAGACUAGGCUAGCCUUGAACUUACAGAGAUCCACCUGCCUUUGCCUCCCAAAGUGCUGGGACUCAAGGUGUGCACCACCAUCAACGAACCUUAACUUUUAAAAAUAAGAAUGAACUUAAAACUGAAAAGAGAACUUGCCUCCUUAAAAUAAUAAAGCUCUCUAUUGAACAAUUGGAUAAGCCACUUAAACAAACACACACUGACAUCUAAAAUAAAACUGUCAGUCAAUGGCUAUUUUCCACAAUUCUGUCACACAAUAAUAAUCUGCCAAACAGCCAGGAUUAUUUAAUGUGAAAUAUUAAAAAAGGGACCAAUUACUUAUUCAAUCAAUAUGGUCCUUUUGAAAGUUAAGAGAUUCUGAGGACUAAAGAGUUAACUCAGUCAUCAGUGUUUGCCACAAAGCUCUGAGUUCUAACACCCACACCACAGAAAGAUGAGCAGUGUGGCCCACAUCUGUAUUCCUUGCACUAGGAAGGUGGAAGCAAGAGGAUUAGAAAUUCAAGGUUAACCUCAGCUACAAAAUUCAAAAACAGUUUGGGAUAUAUGUGAACCAGGAUGAAAUGGAAUGAAUGAAUGAAUGAAAAAAAAUCCAAGGAAAUACUGUCAAACUAAAAAUAGGAUAAUAAUCUGAGCAAAUACUAAAUAUAAACAUUAAUUGCAGUAAAAAUUAAGAACAGGGCUAGAGAGAUGACUCAGCAGUUAAGAGCACUGACUCUUCUUCCUGAAGUCCUGAGUUCAGUUCCCAGCAACCACAUGGUAGCUCACAACCACCUGUAAUGAGAUCCAAUGCCCUCUUCUGGUGUGUCUGAAGACAGCUACAGAGUGUACUCACAUACAUAAAAUAAAUAAAAAUGUUUAAAAAUUAAGAAUAUGUAGUCUAUUUUAACCAUAAGAAUAAGAAGCAUGACCACAGUUAGACACAGUGUUGCCAAGACCCUACUUAGAAAGCGUAAAGGAAUACACAAACCUUGGGUUGAGAAGGAUAGGUCAAUAGGCUCUAGGCAUUAUGAGAACAUCAGAAUGUCUGGACCCCAAGUAAUACAAAGACUACAUCAAUCAGAACAGGAUAUAAAGAGACCUUAGGAAUAGGAUACUAAACAGUAUAAGGAACACAGCAGAAUUCUUUGUUGUUCUGAGCUGUCUAGAGAGUUACAAACAUACCCAAUUAUGGUCAGAGGCAGACUUCAAGUUCCCCCUGAUCUAAUCUGCCAUUAGGAACAAACCUAGUCACAGGUUAGCUAAUAACUGGCAUUACCAGAACCCACAGCCUCUCAAUGUGUACCAUACAAAUCAGCCCCUGUGUGUAACCAACAAGCUCAGUCAGUCAGCAGGGUCUCAAGGGAGGGAGUGAAGAUUGAAAAGAAAAAGACAAUUAGACAACAUUAUAACAGGACUCAAGCCCCUGCUGAGCCUGAAGUGGGUUUAUUUUUCUCUAGUCUGUUUUUUCUAGUCUAUUCUAAGUACAUGCAAAGAAUAAGGUCAGUUCUAAGUCAAGGUACAAACAAGGCAAUAAACAAAGUCCUGUGGUAUUCAGGGACUUACAAAACGAUCAAGAUCUUGAUCUUAGCCCCAAGUCAAAUUCUUGCCUGAGCCUACUUCCGUGUCCUAGCCUAAUGUCAAAUUCCUGCCCAAUUCCUAGAAGCAGUCCCAAGAGCUCUCCACAUGUAUGGAUAUUUACAGUUAGCAUCCCUGGGACUGAGUGUAAUUUUAGUUUUCCUCAUACAUCUCUGAUCCUCCAUGUCCCUUUGUAGCUGGUCUUUGCAACUUUGUGGGUUCUCCUCUUCCUCCCAUCUUUAUCCAUGCCCCCUUUUUACCCCUUAACACUAGACUGGAAAGAAACAGGAAUAGAGGGGAGAGAGGAAUUAGGAAAUCCCUGAAUCUGAUUUCUUUUCUUUUGCUUCUCCUUUGACCUCAGCUACUACGAAACCACAACCAACCUCCUCCCUAUACAACCAACUGGUCCAGCCCAGCCCCUAGCCUAUCGGGCCCUAACAUUAAUAUACUCUCUGAAAAGUUCUCAGAAUUCCAAAUAUAACACAAUCACAAAAAACUAUCUGCUACAGACAGAACCACGAUUCUGCUAGAGCACAAAACAAAUCACGGUCAGCUGCUACAGGCAGUCUGAAGCAGCCCCACAUCCCUAUACCUGGAAUCAAACAAAAUAUUAUUUUAUAAUAUUUGUUUGUUCUUCCAAGAAACCAAAAUUCCAGGAUUCUCACUACAUCCCUUCCUCUGCUGGGGAAAACUAGAGAGGACAUUUAGUGUAGCCUACCAUAUUUUAAGUCCACCAGGUCUCCAUACUUCCCACCUAAACGUUAUAAGCCCACACCACCCUGCCCAGACCACACAACCCUGCCCACUCUACUAAUCUGGACGCAAACGCCUGUCCUCUCAUGGAAAUUUGAGUACUUUUAAUUCCGAUGCCUAAUGGCUUUCUGUUUCUACAGUUACUCCUUUCUUCCUCUCCCUUUAAGGGUACCGGUGAAACUUCAGUAAGAUUGCAUCCUUUUCUCCUUCCCCACAGUAAACUCCGUUAAAUGACUUUGUCUUCUCUUGCCUCCGACCCACAGACAGCCCCAAUCCGGAUUCCCUCCCCCUCUACACUAGUAGAGCCGUAGGUUCCAUCUGUCCCCUCGUCCCGCCUUCCUUGCUCUGCUACGCGGCGUGCCUCGCUCAGCCGACCUAACACCAGCACUUCCGGCCCACCCCCUUGCCCAUGCCUAGCUUCCGUUUUGUCCAAGUUCUUUUGCUCCUGUUAGUGGGUUCGAUUCUCUCCUAGCCUCGGUCUCUGUCCACAGAGGUACUGGUGCUCAGCGUCUUAGUAUCCUUCUUCAAAAGCUGCAUCCUAGUUCUUUAGCAGUCAAUAACACACUUUUCGGACUUCGGCUUCGCCCGCCAACAGGACAAACGCCGCCUAACUGCUGCCGCUCGACGUCCGCGGGGGCGUCUGGGAGUUGUAGUCCGGACUCGUGAGCUGGCGCAGUUCGGGACAAGACCGACGGGCGAGCGCCAUUGUGUCUUUCCGCAAUCGUAGCGCUGCGUGAAAGCCCGUCGGGGGCAGCACCCAUCUUCUGUUUUAUUUGCAACCUCUGGAACCCAGUGUCGGCUUCGUUUGUGGCGCCACUUCUACGGACCCGGGAGAAGGUUUCGUCAGCAUUCUGCCUACUCCUGGGAGAGAACAUGGAGGACAGUAUGGCUUCCACGCUUCCAACAACCUGGCCCCAUGAGUCUGUGAAGUUUGAAGAUGUAUCUCUGACGUUUACCGAGGAAGAGUGGGCACAGCUGGACUUCCAACAGAAGUGCCUGUACAGGGAGAUCAUGAUGGAGAACUACAGCAACAUGAUUUCAGUGGAAUGUUCUUGGCCUUCUCCAGACCCUGGAAUGAAUUCCUUUCCUUCUAAGAGUCCCCUGAUGAAGAUCGAGGUUGUUGAGGUCCUUACAUUGAACAAGGAUGUGGCUGGUCCUCGGAAUGCCCUGAUUCAAUCCCUCUAUCCAGAAGACUUGAACCCAGGUAACCUCAAGCCAGCUCAACAGCCAAGCAAGCGUUUGACUGACACUGAAGCUUCUCGCCAGAAGUUCCGACAUUUCCAGUAUGAAGAGUCAGCUGGUCCCCAGAAGGCUAUGUCCCAGCUUCGUAAGCUGUGUCACCAGUGGCUGCAGCCCAAUACACGUUCAAAGAAGCAGAUCCUAGAGUUGCUGGUGCUCGAGCAGUUCCUGAAUGCACUGCCUGAGAAGUUUCGGGUAUGGGUAGAGUCGCAGCACCCAGAAGAUUGCAAAGCAGUGGUGGCUUUGUUGGAGAAUAUGACCUCGGUGUCUAAGGACGAUGCUUCGCUUGCCUGCUCCAGUGAGGCCACUGAUCAACUAAAGGAGAAAAGGAAGGGUGUGGCCACCUUACCAGUUACUUUUGCAGCUGAGGUUCCAGCUGAGGAGCCGGUGACUUUCCAGGAUGUGGCUGUAGACUUCAAUGAGGAGGAGUGGCGGCUACUAGGUCCAACGCAGAAGACUGAGUAUCAUGAUGUGAUGCUAGAGACCUUGGGCAACUUGGUCUCUGUGGGGUGGGAGCCUACAUUGGGAAACAGAGAGUUAACUCCAGACUCUCCCAUUCCUGUGGUAAAACCAAUUCAUGACCCAAACACAAAAGAUCUCUCAAGGAAUGGUACCCAGUCUACUGUCUUUGAAAGUAUCUUAGAAGAUGGGGUCAAAGAAAUGCACACCAUAGAAUCAAAUCAAGUGGGGAAUCUACAGGAAAAAGGCCAUCCUCAGAAGAAGUUCUCUGAAAGCUCCAAGUCUCAAGACCAAACUAGUCGUCACAAAAGCCAGGGCUCACUCAAUGAAGUUCUUCCUAGAAAGUAUGUAAAAGUUAAGCAGAAGGGCACUGGAAAGAGGAAAGGCAGGACAAACACCAUUUCCAUGACACGAGGUUUACGCAUAAGAAAACAGCAGAAGGACUCUGUGGAGUGGCAAGGCAGGAGUGGCAGCACUCCUGUGACACAUGGCUCCUCCAUAAAAAACCAGCAACAGGGUUCUGAGCAGGGAAAACCUGGGACCAGUAGAGAUCCCAUUACACUUACUGUGCCUGCAAAAGUUUACCAGAAAGCCACUGGCUCUAAAGAGAGUAUACUUAUGGACAGUAGCGAUGCCAUGGUGUCUGAUGUACCUCCAAAGAUUCACCAGAAAGGCCCUGAAUGGCAUAAAGUUGGGGAAAGUAACAAUUCCAUGUUACAAGGUUCAUCUGUACAAAAUCACCAGAUGGAGUCUGGGGCAGGGAGAGCCAGUGACAACAGUCUCUUGACACAUGCCUUACCUGUAAAAAGUCAUCAGAAAGGCUAUAAAGAAGGAAACGUCCAAGGGAACAGGAAUUCCUGGAAACAUAUAAAACCUCACCAGAAGGGUUCUAAAGGGGAAAGAGUCGAGGAACUUAGCACUUCUGAAAAACAUGUCCCCUAUGUAAAAAAUCACCUAAAGACCUCGGAAAGAGGAAAAGACAGGGAAAUCAAUGCUUCCAUAAAAUGUGAUCCCUAUAUAAAAACUUACUAUAGAGGUUCUGAUGUGGGAAGGCUCAGGAGAGCCAACAAUUGUAGGAAAGCCUUCAGCCUGCAUGCUCAGCAGAUAUCCUUUAUAAAAAUUCACAAGGGGAGCCAAGUUUGCCGAUGUAGUGAAUGUGGUAAACUGUUCCGGAAUGCUAGGUAUUUCUCUGUCCAUAAGAAGAUCCACACAGGAGAGCGGCCAUAUAUGUGUAUGGCCUGUGGGAAAGCAUUUGUUCAGAGCUCCUCCCUCACACAGCAUCUUAGAAUUCAUAGUGGAGAGAGACCAUUUGAGUGUUCAGAGUGUGGGAGGACCUUCAACGACCGCUCAGCCAUCUCUCAGCACCUGAGAACUCAUACUGGAGCUAAGCCCUACCACUGUGAGCGCUGUGGGAAAGCUUUCCGUCAGAGUUCCCACCUUACCAGGCAUGAGAGAACUCAUACUGGUGAGAGACCAUAUGUGUGCAUCAAGUGUGGGAAGGCAUUCACACAGAGCUCACACCUUAUUGGGCAUCAGAAAACACAUGGGAUAAAAUUCAAGAAGCAGCCCAAAUUGUAGCCUUUGUGCCUUUCAAAGCACUAUUUUUUUUUCAGCCUUGAGAUGUACUAUGCAGACACUCAGUAUGACAGAUAGGCUUUGACUAAGGAGAGCCCCACACCUUAAGGACAGCUCAGGACACCACCUAGCAGGCAGUGAGUGAAACCAUCAGGGAGUUCUUAAUUGCUUCAUUUAUCCUCAAAAGGAAAUAAAAUAUCUGAAAAUGCAUCUAAGUUUAAGAAGUCAAGUACCAAAAAUUGCACUGAUAUUUCUAUACAGGAUAAAAUGUGUAAGUGAAAAAAAACUAAAAGUAUAUAGCUAAAUAAGCUAUUAUAUUUGUGUGGAACUUUUUUUUCUGCUGUGAUAGCUAUUUUUUGUUAUCAGUUUGACUACAACUGGAAUUAAACUGAUUUAAGCUGAAUAUACCUUUGAGGAAUUUUUUUCUUAAUCUGGAUUGCACCUUCUACUGGCAACCUAUAUAAAGGACAUGGAAGAAAGAAGCUUGCCCUCUUUGCCUGUUUGCUCUCACUAGCUAGUCUAUUCUUUCACUUGCAUUAGAGCUUACAUACGGGUUCUGGCAUCUAUCACCUGAGACAUCCUGCCUCGUGAACUGAACAACUACUGGAUUUUUGGGGAUUCUUAGACCUUCCACUAAUAAACAGCCAUUGUCGUACUA
Molecule: messenger RNA, 6961 nt
Organism: Mus musculus (house mouse)
Lineage: Eukaryota; Metazoa; Chordata; Mammalia; Rodentia; Muridae
Gene: Zfp110
Product: zinc finger protein 110
Exons: 7
Coding region: 3904-6306 (800 amino acids)
Biological process (GO): regulation of DNA-templated transcription
Cellular component (GO): cytoplasm; nucleus
Molecular function (GO): neurotrophin p75 receptor binding
Source: RefSeq, a predicted model, not a curated record